This is a messenger RNA of Desarmillaria tabescens, 1525 nucleotides long. RefSeq lists its product as uncharacterized. The coding region runs from base 127 to 1290 and encodes 387 amino acids. The transcript has 4 exons. The record is from RefSeq and is a predicted model, not a curated record. Lineage: Eukaryota; Fungi; Basidiomycota; Agaricomycetes; Agaricales; Physalacriaceae.
UACAAAUGAACCUUGUAGUUGAACUACAACCGUCGUUCUUCACCGUCUGCUGUAUCUUGUCCUUCUUCACUACUUGUAGCAUCGUCAACAUCUCUACUCCCACCUCAGAAACUCUCCUUCCAUGAUAUGGUUCGGGCCAUCAUACAGAUCUGUCUUUUCGCAGUACUUGGAGGAUUCUGUGCCUUAACGUUGAUAUUCAGUCUUUGUGGCACGGCAAAAUACUCAGGUUCCAGUUACUGCAUGUCUGUAGCUGGACUCAUUCAUACGCAUAUCAGGUCGGACAGUCAGCCGACGUCAGGAUCAAUUCAUACGAGUCCCAGCUGUACAUCUAAAGGAAACUGUCUGAACGCCACUGUCGCGUCUCGGGUUGUCCAAACGCACCUUUUGCAUGUCCACUUGCUUAUGGAUCUAGUUGAGGGCACAGGAUUGCCUCCCGGGAAAUUCUUUGAUGUAAACGACACAAUCUUCUACCAUAUCGGAAGCAGUGGCCUUCGUGGAUUUUCUGAAUAUGAUAAAGAGCGACAGCCAUUUGUGGACAACAUCAGGGCUUUUUGCCGCAAGCAAUCCAAAAUACAGCUACAUUAUGGCAGUUUCCUGGGGGCCCAUUUCCUCAGGUACUUCCGACCGAGCGCUUUAGCUCCUGUUUAUGCUACUUUUAAGAGCACGAUAGAAUCAUUAUGGGCUGCUGAAGAGCUGGAAAAGUCGACAUCCGGUUCGCAGCAGUAUACUAUUCAAAUAGAUGGCAUUCUGCGGCAAUCUCUUACCCAAUUCUUCGACAAGCUUCAGGAAGUCUUCGCCAAACUUGCAGUUGAAACUCCUGCGAUGCUAGACUUCUUCGCCGAGAUUCUCUCAUUAGGUCAACGCGUUUCUGAGCAGUUGGACUCAGAACUUCCCCGGGUGCAGACUAUCUACCACAAAAUCCCUUGGUGGGACAGUAUACCACGUCCCAAUUUUUUGCGACGGUAUUCACAACGUACUAUCUACGAAAAAUAUUACGAAUUCCUAACCGAGGAAGCCCCAAAUAUUCGGGAUCUUGUUGAACAAGUUUCCAUUAUUCUCGACCAUCUCACAGCUCUCAACGACUACUUCAGAUGGUACUCAGCACGGCCGGAUACACUGAACGUCGGUUCGCUGGAAGGAACACCUAGUGCUAUCGAACUUUUUCGUCUUCUGGAGGAAUUUCAGGAGCGUGUCAGGUCGGAUUGGGAUCUUCAUAGCUGUAAUAUCCCACCCCGCCGAAUGAUUGGUCGGAAUCAACGUCUUCCCUUGGGGAACGGUGAUCCGUCAUGACGGGAAUGAUUUCUCAGUCGCGCUUGGUAGUGAUGCCUUCAAUUUUAACGAGGUUCAUUGCAUGUUGCCGCGGCGACCGAGCCGUUCUCAAUGCAGUGGCAUGCACCGCGCUACUUUGAAGAAAACGUAGCACGGUAUGAGCCAAAGUGGAUAAUUUAUUAGAUUCUUCAUUUUAUUGACUAGUAUGAUGUACCUACAUAUGCUUCCAAUGAGCAGUGCACUCAACAUUGUAAAA